Acaulospora colombiana is the source of this 4632-nucleotide messenger RNA. Lineage: Eukaryota; Fungi; Glomeromycota; Glomeromycetes; Diversisporales; Acaulosporaceae. The record is from the annotation of a GenBank genome assembly.
AUGUUUGCUGACUCGAGUCAGUCUAGUCGUAUUUUAUAUGAUAUAGACAUUGUCGCCGCAUGGAAACCCGAUGAUGAAACUUCAGUAGAUCAGGAGUCUGAUUCGCAAGUUACCACCUUCACUAACGAUGACCCGUCCUACUCUCAACUUCCGAAACGUGUAUUCAAACAUGUCACACACCGGCUGGCGCGCAGUUUUGAAGGAUUGACCAUAUCUACAACUGUUCCUCCCGCACUUAUACAAGCGCGUCCCAAGGUGACGAGCGAAUGGCUGAUGCGACUUUCCCCUGACGGUAAAUAUUUAGCCGUUUUACAAGAGCACAAGAUCGAGAUUCGAACCAGUGAAAGUGACUUUGAAAAAAAUCACGCGAUCUUUAACUCGAAGAGAGAUGCGUUUCCAGCGUGGAGACGUCUCGCGUGGAGCAUGGACUCGAAAAUUUUGGCUGCGACGAGAAGCGAUGGCACGAUAGAGAUCAUCAACAAAGACGGACAGCUAGUAUGUGUAAUUCUUUCCAGCUCAAACAUUAACUCCGAUGCGGAAACUGAUUCUCAGGGUAGUUCAAGAUUUUUUAUUGAACCUGUGGCCUUCUUGUCGUUCGUGGAUUCUAAGCGUGGAUCAAACAAACCAUUGAACUUUGAAGGGCAUGUUUACCGAUACGAAUUGAUCGUCGUCACUUACGACAGUGUAUUGCGUAGUUAUCUGCUUAACACACCGGAAUCUGCAGCAGUCGAUGAAAGUGAUUCCUUCUCUAGACGAUCCAAAAUUAGUGCAACCUAUACACGUGAAGGGACAUCUGAUCCAGGAUUCUUUGCUUUCUAUCAUAAAUUCUAUUUUAAACAAUGGUUGACCACUGUCGUGUGUGGGGAUGUUGGUACCACGGAUGGAUUGUUGCUUUGUCUUGGCGGAGAGCCUAACAACGAAGAUGGGGGAACCUCAACUUCGGUAGCAUGUUGGAUUUUAUUACCAGAUCGACCAUUCUAUCAUAAGCUGGAGUUGGAGGGAACCAUGGACAUAUCUACUGAUGACAUAUCAAAUUUGAGUCAAGGUGCUGGCGACGACGCUGGAUUGUUUUCUCGGAUAAAGAAUAUUUUUUCAAUUUGGCGUAAGGUUAAUAAAAAUUUCACUGACGGUAUUGUCCACAGCAUGAUCCUUUCGCCCAAUCAAAAUCACUUAUUAACCUUGGAUUUUUCGGGGACUGUUAACCUCUGGAAGGUGUCAUUUUCCAAGGGGGUUGUGAUUGAUCAGUCGUGGAAUCAACCUCGGUUAAAUUACUUUGCAAGAGGAAAAAAAUACAAGGAGUUGACUUUUGAAGAAUUUCGGGACAAGAUUUUGGAGAUUGAAAAUGAAGGUAGUGAUGUUUCUGGAACUCCUGGACUGGAGAAUGGAAAGGUGGUGUCUGUUGGAUGGUGGUCAGACGAUGCGCUCGUGUUGGGCUAUCAAAGUGGUUCGGUCAUCAUCGCCAGUCUUCCCGGAAUGGUGAAUAUUUUGGGUGAUUCACUUGAAACAUUUAAAUCCUGUCGUGAGAUUGCCAUUCAAUAUAACACUCGUUUUCUGGUCAUCGAACAUGAGGUCAAAACAAUUCGUGCGCGAGUUCACGGUGAUAACGUCAUAUCUUACUCGAGAGCUCAAGAGGAAGGCGAGGUGGAUGAUGAAUUUGAGUCCAAAACGAAUAAGUUCAUAGCUGCGAUUGCGAAUUCAUUGCACUAUGUAACCGACACAUUGUUAUGGCAUUUUGAAAACGAUUCUUCAACUGUCCGCGGCCGAUUUAUUACAAUUCCGAAGCGAACAUUUCGGCUCAAUCGAAUCUCCAAAAUAUUACCCAAAGAUUUGCUCCAUCGUAAAAUUGACGCUCUCGAAUACGACGAUGCAUUGUUAAUAGCUGAAACCUACCGUCUCGACACAGAUGUAAUAUAUCAGGCUCGGUGGAGUAAUUCUGAGAUAUACGAAGCUGCGAUUCACGAUUAUCUGGACAAAAUUCAUGACAGGCAAUGGGUUUUGUCGGCUUGCUUCGACCGUAUUACCAACUCUCCUUCCAUGAUUCGUCUUUUGUUAAGUUAUGGUCUAAAUCAAACAGAUAUUUUAGAUGAAAUUUUGGAGUCCGUUGAUGCUAAUCCAAUGAUUAAAAAGAAUCUCCGGGAACGUCCGUUGGAGGUGGACUCGGAAGUUCAAGAUCUGUUGACCAAAAUUGAACUUUCCGAGAAGCAUAUAGUCAUCUGCAGAUUCAGGCAUUAUUUUUUGAAAUACUUGGAUAGACUUCGCACCUUUGAGGACAUUGUGGACGCAAAAACAAAAAGGGAUAUUGAAAAUGGUACCAUGGAUUCAACUGAGGAAAAUGGGAACUGGGUUUCGUUCGUUGAUUAUGGUUCAACCUUUGCGGAUGAUUAUGCGGUGUUUCGUGAUAUUAACAUUGCUGCUCAGGCGAUAGACUUUGCAGCGGAUGAAUUUUUUGUUGGACUCCACAUCUUGUUCACGCGUCACGGCAAUGAGACAUUGCCAUAUCGCUUCACCAUCCUGGAGCAAAUACCGGAGACAGCCGAUCCUAAUGCUUACGAAUCCUUUUUACCGAGCGUCGGAUCGACAGAAGAGAAUGUGAUGCGCGAAUGUCUAUGGCACGAACAACCUUGGAGGGAAAUAGAUUGGGUUGAAAAUCCGAUUAUAAAACAACGAAUCUUACCGGACGAUGAAGAAUCUGAAUUUGGAAUUCCAUUGAAAGUCGUUCAAUACCCCGCGCCAUCCUCCGUUAUCACACAGUGGUACAUUGAUCGUGCUCACGAAAUAGACGCUGCUUCAGGACAGGUGGAUAGUGCUCUUACUCUCAUUCGCCAUGGAAUAAAGAAGAAUGUCAAAGGCCUGGAGACUUUGGAGGAGGACCUUCGUAUGUUGUCGAAUUUGAUCUACGAAUGUUAUCCGUCCUCAAAUUUCGGAGAUACACAUAUGACGUUGAAAAAGUUCGAGGCCUUGACAGAGUCGAAAAUGGUGGAAGCCUUCUUAUGCAAAACUAACGAGAAACGCAUUGUCAAUGAUGUUAAGCAAUACGUUCUUCCUUUCCUGAAAUUGUUGCCCGCUCGUCGUGUUCGUCAAAACAUUGACACCACGAAAGAAUCCGCCGCACAGAACGCGCAAGAUCCAAUGGCAAUCCUGCAUAAUUAUAUUUUAGAUACAUUUCCAUCAAAUGCAGAAUGGUGUUGCUUUCUAUUUGAAGCUUCUAAACCUACUUUGGACACCGAGGAUCGUAUUAUAACUUCGGACGAAGACUUGGCCAGAGUGAUUCUGGCAUGUCUAUAUGGAGAUGCCGGUAUUAGUAAUCGAUUGGACAUUGUGACGCGAAUGUUCGAAUGCCUUCCAAUUUUCGAGGUGGAGGAUUCCGAGGUUGACGGUGUUGCCAUAGAGGCCAACUCACUACAAAGUUUUACGUCACGUGAAUUUCUUGAAAUAUUUAAAACUAAAAACGAGAAGCAGCUCCAAAAGAUCAUGGAUUUUCUGGAAAUUCACUUGAACGCCUUGGAAAUACUUUCGCGGUAUGAUAGUGCCUUACCGUUACGAUGGUUUAUUCAAAGUGCGGAGAGUUACACAUUGCAAAAACAAUUAUGCAUCAAAUUGACGCGAAAAGCUCACAGUAACCCGGAGAACGGCAGAGAACGAUUUGAAAAUGAUAACGAAUGGCUUUUGUUAUUGGAAGAUAUGCAAAAAUUACGGGAUAACGGCAUCUUGGGAAAGAUUUUGGCCGAAGAACUUUACGUCGAUUUUAUUUCAGGGUUGUUGGGCUGCGGAAAUUUUCGGUUAUCACGAGAAAUCCUUCUACCGACCGAUAAACCACAACCUCUGAGCAUGAAAGUCGCCGAACAAUUAGUCAUCGACGCAUCCAGGGAAUUCUUUGACAAUGCCUCUUCUGGUAACAUGUAUUAUGGUUACAUGAAGAUGGCUCUUCAAAUACUACCGAUAUCAAGCUCGAUAAAGUCUGAACUUGAAUUCAUAGAGGCCACGCACAUCUUAUCUGAAAGAAAGGUUUGCUAUCAACCCGGGAUCACGAUACAUCCUAUUCAAAUACGCUUGUCACAAAACCGCCUAGACCUGAUAGAACGUUUGUUGAGCACACACGAAACGUCUUACAAAGAUCCCCAAUUUAUUAUGGAACUCGCAAAUAAAUUAGGUUAUAGGGAUGACAAAGUUGCAGAAGUCAAAGUAAUGGCCAUGCUCUCAGACGCCGCUUUACGUGAUGGUAACUUCAGCAUCGCAUGUCACAUGUGCAAGGACCUUAUGAAAGUUGCAAAAGAAUGUGACGAUAAUGAUUCCACGUUAGCCUCAGCAAGGGACGUUGCAUGGAGGAUUUGUUAUGAAGUUGCUAGGCAAGAGGAUUACGAGGAUUUGGAACAAAAAAUGAUCCUCAUGGGUUUUGCUUUAGCGCUGUGUCCCAGUGAUCAAGCAGUUGAUAUUUUAAAUUUGUGGAGAAAAAUGGAUUUGCAACUUCAAGAAGAGAAGAUCGUUCGUGCGAAAGCAAAGCCUUUGGAGAAGUCAAAAUUGGAAAAAAUAAAGCCAGCUGUGGAGCGCGUGGAGUCUGUGUUAACUGCACCAUUACUUCAAGGGGAUCGCCUCAAGAAUUUAGUUAGCAGCUGGCUAGGAUCUGGAUUUUAA